UCGACAGUGUCACCUGAGGCUCGGGGUAGGAGCAGGAGACCGGGGACAAGAGGCGAAUUGAGGAUGUCUUUGAAUGAAGAGGGUUACGUGGUUCGGAUCAGAGGACUACCCUGGUCCUGCACCCACGAGGAGGUGGCCAGUUUCUUCUCUGACUGCGACAUUGUUGGGAAAGUAAACGGAGUGUGUUUCACCUACUCCAAAGAAGGCCGUCCCAGCGGAGAGGCAUUUAUUGAGCUGAAAACAUCCGAGGAUUUCAAGAAUGCCCUUGCCAAGGACCGUAAAUACAUGGGACACCGAUAUAUAGAGGUGUUCAAGUCAAACCGAAGUGAAAUGGACUGGGUGCUGAAACGUAGCGGUCCUGCUGACUAUGACAGCUGCAGUGGCUGCAUGCUGAGACUUAGAGGCCUGCCCUUUGGCUGCAGCAAGGAGGAGAUUGUUCAGUUCUUCUCAGGGUUGAGAAUCGUGCCAAAUGGGAUUACUCUGCCAGUGGACUACCAGGGGAGGAGCACAGGGGAAGCCUUCGUGCAGUUUGCCUCAAAGGAGAUAGCAGAAAAGGCUCUGGGGAAACACAAGGAAAGAAUAGGGCACAGGUAUAUAGAAAUUUUUAAGAGCAGUCGUAAUGAGAUCAGAGCCUACUAUGAGCUGCCCCGGCGGGGAAUGGGAGGCCAGAGACCAGGGCCCUACGAUAGACCCGUGAUGGGGGGCCCGAGGGGAGGGUUUUUCGGGCCCGGGCCUGGCCGCGGUGGGACUCUGAUGGACACCAUGAGGAGUGGAGGAGGAUAUGGAGGAGGUUACGGGGGCUUUGACAGCUACAAUGGUUUCAACAACUACUGUUUUGGAAACGGCAUGUUUGAUGAACGAGUGAGAGGAGAGAGGGGAGGAAGAGGGAUGGGAGGCCAUGGUUAUGGUGGUCAAAGUGAUAGUGGGUCAGGGUUUCAUAGCGGCCAUUUUGUCCAUAUGAGGGGUCUACCUUUCCGUGCCACAGAGGGAGACAUUGCUAAGUUCUUCUCUCCUUUGAAUCCACUGAGGGUCCACAUCGACGUGGCCCCUAACGGCAAGUCCACUGGAGAGGCAGAUGUGGAGUUUCGCUCCCAUGAAGACGCAGUGGCAGCCAUGUCCAAAGACAAGAACCACAUGCAGCAUCGCUAUAUUGAGCUGUUUCUCAACUCAACAGCCAGUGGAGCAGCUGAAAUGAGCCGUGGCGGCGGUGGUUACUACGGUAACUCGGGAGGGGGCGGGGGCUCACGGAGCAGCGGGCUGCGAGGGGCAUACUGAUGAAGUCAUCCCACUCUUCCAAUCCAUCCUGGCGUUUGUCUCACAUCUCUUUAGGCCACAUUUACACAGCUGACAUUUCUAAGCAGGAAGGCUGAUACGAAGUCACUCGUUUGUUAUGUUACAGUCGUUACUGUGGGUUCACAGUAUAGCUUCACUAAGAUACUACAAACAGACCAAAUAUGACCUUAACGAGCACUAUUAUCACACCAUUCCUAAAAGCAUAUGAAGAACAAAACAACUUCUCAGUAUUAUAAUAUUGGAGCUGUUGUAGGUGUCGAACACGGUCAAUGGCUCAUUGCUUAUCUUAUAUUUUUUUAAUUGGAUAUUAUAAUAGAGUUUUUCAUGAAGCACAUUUUGUAACCAGGAGAAAUCAGACACCUAUUUAUGCUUCCAGAGUUUUGAACGAGAUUGAAAGGGCAGUAGCUGGAUGUGUUCGUUUUAGUGACUUUAUUGGGAUGCACUUUAAUUCAUCAUGUUGGCAGAAGAUGUAAAUCAGUGCAGAUGCAGCAGAGGCAAACGGUCAUUAGACACAGAUUAACAGCUGUGUGAUUUUGUGUGACACACAAGAAGAGAGCGACUUGAUUGUCAGUGGACUGUCAGGACCAAGCUUGUUCCCUGGAUGAUGACGGUGCUUUGGCUUGGAUGAGGUGUCGAGGUGAAUGAGCAGUGAGAAGCAACAAGAAUUUUAAAAACAUUUUGAAAAUCUUUUUUGUUGGGUCUGGUAAAAACUUGGUUACAGCAGAACAUUUAACCAUCCUGUAACGAUUUGAAAUCUGAUUUCAGAUCAGCUUUUCUGCUUUGAAAAAUUUGCUAAAUGUGAGCCAUUGUGUUUUAUAUGAAUGUUUUCACAGUUCAUUACAGAAUUUCAAACUUAAGUUGAAUAUUAUAUUCCACUCUCAAAGAGUGGAAGUAAAAUAAAGUCUCUAUAUUUGAGCUGUAAGAUAGCUUAUGCAGCUGUUGUACAUUUUGCCUAAUAAAUUUUAUAUUUAAUUCUC
This is a messenger RNA of Toxotes jaculatrix (banded archerfish), 2270 nucleotides long. RefSeq names its product heterogeneous nuclear ribonucleoprotein H3 (2H9) (gene hnrnph3). Gene Ontology annotation, biological process: regulation of RNA splicing. NCBI's taxonomy places the organism in Eukaryota, Metazoa, Chordata, Actinopteri, Toxotidae. The record is from RefSeq and is a predicted model, not a curated record. The transcript has 11 exons. The coding region runs from base 64 to 1275 and encodes 403 amino acids. Gene Ontology annotation, cellular component: ribonucleoprotein complex; nucleoplasm. Gene Ontology annotation, molecular function: RNA binding.